Molecule: messenger RNA, 2425 nt
Organism: Branchiostoma floridae (Florida lancelet)
Lineage: Eukaryota; Metazoa; Chordata; Leptocardii; Amphioxiformes; Branchiostomatidae
Product: four-jointed box protein 1-like
Exons: 7
Coding region: 1-1221 (406 amino acids)
Biological process (GO): cell-cell signaling
Source: RefSeq, a predicted model, not a curated record
AUGGCUACCCCAUGUCCUACACUACAGACUGAUACUGGCGAGACCAAACGGGAAAGAUCCAACAUCCUGGAGUCAUCGUCGGUCUCCAUCGAGAACUUAUCACACCAGACACCCGGCCCCGUCACACCCACCACUGCCAAACCAAUCCGCGCUACCAUAGGAACAACAGGAGGACUGGAGUCCGUGAUGGAGCGGAGGGUCACACUGGAGAACAGGCACGGCUUUCCUAUCGUGGAGGACGACAUCUUCUGGUCCAGGGAACUAGAGAACGCCCUUCCCAAAGGGUUCAGUGAGGUCGAAGCUGACGCCUGGAUGGACAGGACGCGGAAGUCUCGAGUCACGUCCAUCCACAGGGCGACCUGGCGCACGUGCGGACAGGGCAAGAACAAACACGUGCGUCUGGCGGACGGGACCGCGGCCUGCGCGCGGUACAGGCACCCGUUCAUACUGCAGGUCCAGGGCGAGCUGUACUCGUACUACCUGGGCCGUCUGCUGGGCAUAGAUCACGUACCACCUGUUGUCCUGGCGGUUGUGAACGGUACUGCACCGCUGUGGUCACCUGUUGCACCCCUUCUGUCCCACAUGCAGUGGGAACAGGGCGUGCUGGUGGCGCUCAUCCGCUGGAUAGACUAUUUGAAGAGAGGGAAGAUGCCUGUUACGCUACUGGAGGGGGAAGUGUCAGGACAGGACCGCCGCCUGCUGGCCAUGGGAGAACUGCAGCUCCUGGAGCUGAUGCAGUGGAGCGACCUGAUCAUCCUGGAUUACAUCACUGCCAACUCAGACAGAGUGGCGUCAAACCAGGACGCAGCCGACCUCAACAACGACCCGGUCCAGAUGAGGAACUACAUCCACAACCUGCAGAAGUCCCAACGCGUUGGCGCUAUCUGGCUGAUCGACAAUGAAAGCGGACUUAUUGACGGAUAUAUGUUACUUCAGGACAAGAGAAACGGUGACAGGUUCACCCGCUUCCACAGAUUUAUGUUGGAGCGGAUGUGUUUGUUCCGGAGAUCGACCGUGAAGCGAGUGGAGGAGUUACACAGUCUCGGUACCGGAGCCGCGGAGUUCCUUCUGCGGACCGUGGCUCACCACGAGCCGCUAACCGGGCUGCUGCCCCCCGUACCGUCCAAGAUUCACCUGGACAGGACCCUGGCGGACAGGAUAGCUCACGUGUACAACAGGAUACGGCACUGCAUGCUCGCUAACAUGUCACCGAUGUACUAAAAUGUGGACAUACAUGUAGUAAAUUUUAGUAAUUACAGAUUAUCGAUAAACCAUUAAGCCUGGUUACCACCCGGAUAGUAGUUCACUCGGACAUUUAUUAUACACUAUAUACAGUCGCUUCUCGCUCCGACGUUUAUAUACACUAUAUACAUGUAUAUACACAGUCACUUCUCUUCUAUUCUAGUAGGUAGCAGAAGCAAACAUAGAAGCGAACGACUACCCGGAUGGUACCCAAGCUAUGGAUCACUGAAAACGGUGUAUUUUUUCUCGUGGUUUAGAACUUUGAUGUGUCUUUGAUUUGCUAAUUUUAUUCUAAUUUAUCUGUAAAGGAAACAUAAACAAACCAAGACAACCAAUCAAGCAUUAUUUGACAUACACAAAGAGUGACAAAUAGAUAGAUAGAUGAAAAAUCCCCUUGCAUUUUGUGAAUCAAACAUCAAAUGGGCCACAGCGCAAGUAUUGACUCGAAGAAAUCGUUGUACAACGUUAGGCCAAGCUGAUUCUAUUAUAUUGAUGACAUCCUCUGGGAACCCCAAAACUGAUGCAUAAGCAUAUAUAGCACAUACAUAAGCAUAUAUAGCACGUACAUAAGCAUAUAUAGCACAUACAUAAGCAUAUAUAGCACAUACAUAAGCAUAUAUAGCACGUACCUUUAGAUUUGCUCAUUUUGCAGCCGUUCUGUACGAUUUACAGUAAGGUCAAAACCCUUUUUUGUGGAAAUGGGCAAAAACCGACGCGCACACGAAUGUCAUCCAUAUAGACUAGUCAACAUAGAUAAGUUGUGUAGGUAUGGAGUCGGGCCUCGACAUCCACCAGAGGGACUAACUUAGAACUAGACCACCACAUAAGAGGUAUACUUGGCCGUAAACAGUGAUGUAUAGUACUUGUUGCAUGUUGCAUGAUGAAAUCAACAAUAUCCGGUCCAUACGUCCACUUUCCCUGCUAUGCCUUGUGGGGUUUUGUGUCGUUUUCCACGAUGCAGACUGGCUGUUAACGCUAAAGUUGUCUCCCAACAUUGAACUGGAGACAUCUCCAUCAACGUACCAUCGUAAAGUAGCGGCAAACAUACAUCAAGCUGUCUUCUAUUAUCCUGUGCGAAAACGCAGUUUGUCCAUAAAAUUACGAUCGCAGCUUGGGUAGGUUUUAGCCGUGCGCGGAUUGUUGAUGGUCGGCGGUUCAGCACCAAGGACAGUGGAACAUUUAA